Amphiprion ocellaris (clown anemonefish) is the source of this 2472-nucleotide messenger RNA. RefSeq names its product acidic residue methyltransferase 1 (gene dcph1). The transcript has 5 exons. The record is from RefSeq and is a predicted model, not a curated record. Gene Ontology annotation, molecular function: phosphatase activity. Gene Ontology annotation, biological process: DNA damage response. Gene Ontology annotation, cellular component: nucleus; cytoplasm. The coding region runs from base 231 to 1586 and encodes 451 amino acids. NCBI's taxonomy places the organism in Eukaryota, Metazoa, Chordata, Actinopteri, Pomacentridae.
AGCAGCGUAUCCUCAAUACAAACCCGUGUCUACAAGGAACUAGGAAGCAAAUAUUAAAAUGUAAAGAAUUUUCAGCAGAAAAAGAGGACACGAAGAUCGAGACGAUCUGGUUUGUCGCCCUACGGAGAGGUAAAAGUCGCGUUCAAGCCUCACGUACUCUCUCUAAACUUUGCUCUGUCCAGGUGGUUUGACUGAUAAAGUUUGAAUUUGAAGCGUCUCCCACUACUAAAAUGAUGGCGGCGGAUCAAACUCUGGCCGGAGUCCCCCCUUCGUUGUCUGCCAAAGUGGUUGGGUCUUUUGCUUAUUUGACUGUAAGAGACAGAUUGCCGACAAUCCUCACUAAAGUUAUUGACACAAUACAUCGCAACAAAAACAAGUUUUUUGAAGAAUAUGGAGAGGAUGGUAUCCAGGCAGAGAAGCAAACAAUAUCUCUGCUGUCUAAGCUGAGGAAUGAGCUGCAGACUGACAAGCCAGUGCUAGCAUUGACAGACGGCCUGCCAGACACAGAGUCCUGGAACCAGUACCUGAACAGACAACAGAGACUGCAAGGAGACCAGGAGUCUGUCAGCUGGUUCAAGUCUGCUUGGCUUUAUGUGGAGUGCUACAUGUACCGCAGGAUACAGGAGGCCCUCCUGCUCAAUCCUCCCAUCAGUGACUAUGAUGUCUUUAAUGAAGGAAAGACUCAGAGCUUCUUUGAGUCUCAGCAGGCUGUGAUGGCCUUAUGCACAUACUUGGAGGGUGUCAAAAAGAACAUAGAUGGGCUCUCUAGAAAUCAGCUGUUUGAGCAUUUCAACAAACUACUACUGGUUUCUCUUUGGGGGAACAAGUGCGAUCUGUCUAUCUCUGCUGGGCAAGAGAACUCCCAGAAGACGAGUCCGUUAGAUUCCCUCAACAGCUUACAACCCUUCAUCUUGGUGGACGACUCCAGCAUGGUGUGGUCGACGCUUAUUUCUGCCCAGAAGCCGGGAGAGUCAGGAAAAACCACUGCAGACAGAGUGGACAUUGUGCUAGACAAUGCAGGCUUUGAGUUAGUCACUGAUUUGAUCUUUGCAGAUUUCCUGGUUUCCUCUGGCCUUGCACGUCAGAUUUAUUUUCACGGCAAAUCAUUCCCGUGGUUUGUCUCUGAUGUCACAGCCAAUGAUUUUCAGUGGACCAUUCGGCAGACCAUGGCAACCAAUCACAAGUGGAUGUCCAAGAGUGGUUUCCAGUGGCAGACCUAUCUGAAAGAGGGUGUGUGGAGCUACCACGACCAUCCUUUCUGGACACAGCCCCAUGAGUUCUGCGACAUGGCAGCUGAUGCUCCUGACCUGUAUGCCACGCUGCAGGGGGCAGACCUGGUGCUGUUCAAAGGUGAUCUCAACUACAGGAAGCUGACGGGGGACAGGGACUGGGACCACACAGUGGCCUUUAAUACUGCGCUACGGGGUUUUAGGCCUGCCCCACUGUGUAGCUUGAGGACUCUCAAGGCCAACGUUCAGGUCGGUUUGCAGUCGGGCCAAGGGGAGAAGCUGACGUCCCAAGAUCCAAGUUGGAUGACCAGCGGCAAGUACGCUGUCAUUCAGUUCUACAACUCAAAGUCAGAAUAGUAAGACUGACCUCAGCAUCUCGCUGGAAAGACUUGGAUUUGAAAGAACAUUGCAGUAAGGAGUUACUUUGAAGCCAUAAGACAGUUUACUUAUAAGUCUGUUGAAUGGUGUCGUUGCUCCUUGUCGUCUAUUAGCACUUGAUCAAGUUUGAUACGGAAAUGCACAUUAAGAUUUAAUAAUUAUUUUCACAGUAAAUUUAUACCAUCUCAUGUUUGAAAUGUUAGCACUUUUAGAUGAGAUGCUUCACCGGUGAUUGAAAUUCAACGAUUGUUUAUGUUUUAAAUUUAUCCUUUGAAGUAACAUAUCAAGCGUGGCUUUUUUAUAACAGGCGGCUAACAUGCUGAGCACUCUGAAUAAAGUCAUGAUGUUUACAGAUCCAUGUAGAUAUGCUUUCUGAGGUAAAAGUGAAUAACAAUUGGGCUUAACAAAUCUGCAUCCUAGAGCAGUAAAACAUUUGCACGCAGGUGAGCAGAGCGAUGAUAAAUGUAAUUUAUAGUUAUUUCUAUUCAGCUCAGGUUGUUUUACUGUUGCACUCAGUAUCGUUGAUAUGCAUGCAUCAAAUCAAGCAGACAGCCACUGAAUUAAUAAAGCAGAUCAUGACAUCAUUUAAUGCCUGUGUUCCUCAGUUUGAUGGAUAAUAAAUUUUUAUUUGGGCAGUGUAACAAUAACAGUGACAACAUGUGCUUGUUUUGUUCAAAAUGGAAACCCAGACCUCUGUAUCUUUAUAGAUAAAAAUGGAUGUCUUUGUGCACACUGCAGUCAUUUACAGCCUCACCGUGGUUUCCAGUACUGCAGAAGUGAUGCUAACUGGAUUCUUGUCAGUGCUGCUGGAGGAAAGUAUGUUAGUCUCAUUAAGUGUUUUUAUUUAAUAAAUGACUGCUACCGG